AUUGUGGGGACAAGUAAUAUACUAACUCCUCACCAUUUCAUUACAAAUAUUGCUUGAUCUUAGGCUUGCUUCCUCAGGCUAUACAUUGAAACAAAAGUAGAAAUAGUCAUCAUGGUUAAGUUUGCUUUCAUCAUCACCGUUCUAUUCGCUGCUUUUUUCAUCUUUGCUGCUAUUGAAGCACCAACAAUGGUGGAAGCACAGAAGCUGUGUGGGAGGCCAAGUACUGGGACUAUGCGAGAUAUUUGUAGAUUUAGUAACUUUGCGUGCAGGGAUCAUUGCACUCGAGUUGAGGGAGCAAAACACGGAUCUUGCAGUUUUGUCUUCCCAAUUAACAAGUGUUCCUGUUUCUUCCCAUGUUAAUCGACUAGAACUUUGUAAUGAAUGAUUAAUUGUGGGUUUAAGUCACAUAAAUAAGUCUGUAUCACUCCAUGAGUUAAAGUUAUGACAUGUACUAUAUAUGAUUAUGUUGGUUUUUCAUAAUAGUAUAAACUUUGAUACCCUUG
Molecule: messenger RNA, 503 nt
Organism: Capsella rubella
Lineage: Eukaryota; Viridiplantae; Streptophyta; Magnoliopsida; Brassicales; Brassicaceae
Product: defensin-like protein 14
Exons: 2
Coding region: 112-360 (82 amino acids)
Biological process (GO): defense response
Source: RefSeq, a predicted model, not a curated record